AAUUCUCUGGUUUUGUGGUGAACACAAGUUUUGUACUUUUGGCGCCUUAACUACAAACAACCAGCUUCUACAAUCAAACCCAAUGAUAUAAAGCAGAAACAGAAACUGCUUCCCAUUCCCCAUUCCUCAUCAUCAUUGAGCCAAAACAUGCUUAACAUUUUCCUCACCAAGUCUGAACCUUUCAUUCAUUUUCUCUUUCUUUGAAAUGGAAAAUUCCCAAUUCAAACCCAAAACCCUAAAUCUAGACUCCACCCACUUGUUCCUCUCCGCUCUCCAAUCCCUCCAACUCCCACCGCAAACCUCCUCCUCCACCACCACCACCGCCAUUCCACACUCCAAACUCAUCCCCAACACCCGCUUCCUCGUCGACGCCUUCCGCCACGGCAGCAGCGGCGGUGGUGGCUCCUUCUCCGUCGCCUACUUUCUCUCCCACUUCCACUCCGACCACUACGCCGGCCUCUCCCCUUCCUGGUCCCACGGCGUUGUCUUUUGCUCCCCCACCACCGCAGAACUCCUCCUCCACGUCCUCCGCGUCCCCUCCCCCUUCGUCCACCCUCUCCCCCUCAACCAACCCGUUUGUAUUGAUGGUUCCGUGGUCACCCUCAUUGACGCCAACCACUGCCCUGGUGCUGUCCAGUUCCUCUUCGAGGUCCCCGCUCCCGACGGAACCUGCCGCAGGUAUGUUCACACGGGAGAUUUCCGGUUUUGUCGUUCGAUGUUGGCUGAGCCUGCGCUUGCUCCUUUUGUUGGUGCCGAUGCUGUGUUUUUGGACACCACUUACUGUCACCCGAAGUUUGUGUUUCCUGCACAAGAGGAGUCUGUUGAUUAUGUUGUUAAUGUUGUGGGUGAGUGUGACGGUGAUGAUGUCUUGUUUCUGGUUGCUACUUAUGUUGUUGGGAAGGAGAGGAUUUUGCUUGAGCUUGCGCGAAGAUUUAACAAGAAGGUGCUGGUGGAUGCUAGGAAAAUGGAGGUUUUGCGAGUUCUUGGGUAUGGGGAAAGUAGUGAAUUUACUGAGGAUGGAUUGGAGACUAACAUUCAUGUUGUUGGGUGGAAUGUGUUGGGGGAAACUUGGCCCUAUUUUAGGCCCAACUUUGUUAAAAUGAAGGAGAUUAUGACCGAGAGAGGGUACUCAAAGGUUGUGGGUUUUGUGCCAACCGGAUGGACCUAUGAAGUGAAACGCAGUCGGUUUGCUGUCAAGUCCAAGGAUUCGUGUCAGAUUCAUCUCGUUCCUUAUAGUGAGCAUUCAAACUAUGAAGAGCUCAGGGAAUAUGUAAAGUUUCUGAAACCGAAGCAGGUUAUUCCCACCGUGGGUUUAGAUGUCGAGAAAAGUGAUAGCAAACACGCUAACAAAAUGAGGAAGUAUUUUGCUGGAUUAGUUGAUGAGACAGCCAACAAGCAGGAGUUUUUAAAAGGUUUUCGUCGUGGCACCAGUGAAGUGGGUUUAAAGGGUGAGAAGGAUGUUAGCGACGUUCUGGAACAAGGACAGAUCCAGGAGAAAGAAGUCAAGCCAUCUGAUGCAGAUGGGGAAACGUGUGCAAAAGAUCCUACUUUACUAAAUGAUGAAGAAAAAGAGAAAAUCAUUCAAGAACUUAGUUGUUGUUUGCCCUCAUGGGUCACUCGAAGCCAGGUGUUAGAUCUGAUCAGUAUCUCAGGGAGCAAUAUUGUUGAAGCUGUUUCUAAUUUCUAUGAACGUGAAACUGAAUUUCAUGAUCAAGUAAAUUCUAGUCAAACUUCAGUUUCAACAUCCAAGUGCUGCUCAUCAGAUGACACUGAUUCACUUCCAAAGUCAUGCCUUAAUACAAACAGUACUCCCUUAAAUGUUGACAUUUUUCCUAGUCAAGACUCUAAAUUAACUAAACUGAGGAAUACAGUACCAAGUCGCAUUUCCCCUGCCAAAAGAAAAAGUAGUGAAAGUAAGCCAAACAAGAAAGUAAAAGUCAAAGCAAAAUCAGAAUCAAGUGGUUCAAAGCAGUCAACUAUAACAAGAUUCUUCGGCAAAGUAACGCCUGAGGUGCCUGGUGGGACUCAUUCUGAUCAUGCUGGGUCAAAGCUUGAUGAAAGUCCUAAAGUUGAAGAGUUGUUGCAAUCUGAUGUUGAAAAAUUGUACAAGGAUGAGAUUGAUCAGUUUAUGCAAAUAAUAAAUGGAAACGAGUCUUUAAAAAGAGAUGCCAUCACUAUAAUUAAAAAGGCAAAAGGAGAUGUCAAUAAGGCCUUAGACAUAUAUUACUGCAAUUCUGGCCAUCUUGGUGAAAAUGAAAUAUCAGCUCAAGAGGAGUGCAAAAUCGACAGACCUUUAGAAAAGAAGUAUGUGUCACAGGAAAUGAGAGUUGUACAUGAUAUUUCUGUGCAGAAAGUGUUAAGAAAUAGUGUAGAUGCAACUCAUUUAUCUUUACCACCUGAGAAAUACAACCCUAAGGAACAUGCUUGUUGGGGAGAUGGACAGCCUGCGCCAUAUUUACAUCUUGCACGAACCUUCAAUCUGCUUGAGGAGGAGAAAGGAAAGAUAAAAGCUACUUCAAUGUUGUGCAAUAUGUUUAGAAGUUUGUUGGCCUUGUCACCAGCAGAUGUGCUUCCUGCUGUGUAUCUAUGUACAAACAAAAUUGCUGCAGACCAUGAAAAUGUGGAACUAAAUAUUGGUAGAAGUUUAGUCACUACAGCACUUGAAGAAGCAUGUGGAACAAAUCGAUUGAAAAUAGGGGAGAUGUAUAACAAAUUUGGUGACCUUGGUGAUGUGGCUCAAGAGUGUCGUCAAACACAGAGAUUGCUUGCACCACCUACACCACUUCUAAUUAAGGAAGUUUUCUCUGCACUACGAAAGAUGAGUGUACAAACAGGCAAUGGAAGCACAGUUCGGAAGAAAGGCAUCAUCGUUCAUCUCAUGCGGUCUUGCCGGGAGAAGGAGAUGAAGUUUCUUGUUCGGACAUUGGUCAGGAACUUACGGAUUGGGGCAAUGCUUAGAACUGUUUUGCCUGCAUUGGCUCAUGCUGUUGUUAUGAAUUCUCGUUCUACUGUGGAUCAAGAAGGAACUGCAGAUAAUUUGAAGAAUAAACUUCAGGUCCUUUCUGUGGAAGUUGUUGAAGCAUAUAAUAUUCUGCCAAGUUUGGAUAUCAUAGUCCCAUCUCUCAUGAGCAAAGGCAUUGAUUUUUCGGUUUCAAGUUUAUCAAUGGUUCCAGGAAUCCCUAUUAAGCCUAUGCUUGCAAAGAUCACCAAUGGCAUUCCCCAAGCAUUGAAGCUAUUUCAAAAUAAAGCAUUUACAUGUGAAUAUAAGUAUGAUGGUCAGCGAGCUCAUAUCCACAGAUUAGUUGAUGGUUCAAUUCGUGUCUUUUCAAGAAAUGGAAAUGAAUCAACUUCUAGAUUUCCUGAUCUGAUUGACAUAAUUAAGCACUCCUGCAAGCCUGUUGCAUCAACUUUCAUAAUUGAUGCAGAGGUUGUUGGUAUUGAUAGAAAAAACGGAAACAGAAUUAUGUCUUUUCAGGAGCUAUCUUCACGUGGGAGAGGAAGCAAAGAUACUUUAGUUACUGCAGAGAGCAUAAAGGUUGGCAUUUGCGUCUUUGUCUUUGAUAUCAUGUUCGCAAAUGGAGAGCAGUUAUUGGGUUCUCCUCUCCGCCUAAGACGAAAGUAUCUGAAGGAUUUGUUCUUGGAUGAAAAGCCUGGGUAUUUCGAAUAUGCGAAAGAAAUAACUAUUGAAGCAGAUGAUGCUUGCUUAACAUCUGAAGCCACAUUAACUAAGAUAAAUGCUUUCCUGGAAGAUGCACUUCGCUCUUCUAGUGAAGGAAUUAUGGUGAAAACACUGGACGAUGAUGCUGGGUAUUCUCCAUCAAAGCGUUCUGAUAGAUGGUUAAAGGUCAAGCGAGAUUAUGUGGAAGGAUUAAAUGAUACUCUUGAUUUAGUGCCAAUUGGUGCUUGGCAUGGGAAUGGAAGGAAAGCUGGAUGGUAUAGUCCAUUUCUUAUGGCAUGUUUCAAUCCUGAAACUGAGGAGUAUCAAAGUGUAUGUCGCGUGAUGUCGGGGUUCUCAGAUUCAUUUUACAUAGAGAUGAAAGAAUUCUUCUCUGGAGACAGAGUCUUACUAAAAAAACCACCAUAUUAUCAAACAGGAGAGACACCUGACAUGUGGUUUUGUCCAGAACUUGUUUGGGAAAUAAGAGGUGCAGACUUCACAGUAUCCCCAGUUCAUCAUGCUGCCAUGGGUUUAGUUCAUCCAUCUCGAGGCAUCUCUAUCAGAUUUCCAAGAUUUAUUGGCUCUGUGUCAGAUAGAAAUCCAGAAGAAUGUAGCACAGCUUCUGAUAUAGUUGAAAUGUUUCAUUCUCAGACUCGGAAGAUGGAUGUCACAGCUGAUAGUUGAAUGUUGAUUUAUUUUCUGUGUAUGAGUUUACUGAAGAUGUUUUAAUAGUUUGUGUGUACAGUCUAUUGUUCUUAACAUAGUAUCCCUUUUUGGCUUGUAGGCUUCAUAGAUAUGUAGCUUUGUAAUAUGGGUUUUGUUUCUCCCAUAUAUAACUUCAAUGCUCUUUUUAAAAAUCCAUUUAAUUAAAAAGGUUGCAUUUUAAUUCA
Lotus japonicus is the source of this 4548-nucleotide messenger RNA. Its product is annotated as DNA ligase 6. The record is from RefSeq and is a predicted model, not a curated record. NCBI's taxonomy places the organism in Eukaryota, Viridiplantae, Streptophyta, Magnoliopsida, Fabales, Fabaceae. Gene Ontology annotation, biological process: DNA recombination; lagging strand elongation; DNA biosynthetic process. The coding region runs from base 206 to 4342 and encodes 1378 amino acids. Gene Ontology annotation, molecular function: ATP binding; DNA binding; DNA ligase (ATP) activity. The transcript has 20 exons.